AUGUCAAACUGGAUACCCCAGCCAGAUGGACUAGCACAACUACUCACCUGUCUAAGGAACUCAGACUCAGCUGACACGACCAUCCAACAAUCAGUAACAAAGCAUCUAGACUCAUUCAAUGAAGUACCCGAUUACAACUCAUAUCUGGCCUACAUCCUCUCCAGUAUGCCCCAGGAGGACGCUCGAGUACGAUCGGUAGCAGGACUCAUACUCAAAAACAACCUCCGUCGACUGCCCUACCCAAACCCAAUCCUACUCCAAGAUCCCACUCGAACCAACACCACCACCAGCAACCAGAACAGCAGCAACCCUCCUUCACUCAGCGGAUCACAACAGACACUCGAAUAUGUAAAGUCCUCCGUCCUCAGCUCAGGAUUACUAUCAGACCCCGUCCCCAUGCUCAGGGCUACUGCCGGCACACUCAUCUCGACCAUCGUCAUGCAAUUCGGCCCCGAAUCAUGGCCACAAGCCCUACAAACCCUGAUCGAACUAACCGAGGCAAACGAGCCAUUGGGCAAGGAGGGAGCCUUCUCCACCCUCUCUAAGAUCUGCGAGGACGUCCCCAGGAAGCUGGAACACAUGCAAAUCAACGGCACCCGAGUCUUGGACAUCAUGAUCCCCAGACUGAUCAACCAUCUCAAGAACCCCUCCGACUCAAGGAUCCGCGCCUAUGCCCUCAUCUGUCUCAACCCGUUCAUCCAAACAGGUGGCGACGGGAGUCUGACGGACAACCUACAAUCAUACGUCGAGGCGCUGUUCCUGUCUGCGAGCGACCGAUCGCCAGAGGUCCGGAAGAACGUCUGCUCGGCCCUGGUCAGUCUCCUGAGCUCGAACCCGGACGUGCUCAUCCCGAACCUCUCCCAGACGGUCGACUUCAUGCUCUACUCGACUCAGGAGACCGACGAAGGCGUGGCCCUAGAAGCCUGCGAGUUCUGGUUAGCGUUCGGCGAGGACAUCCGGCUGAAGAACUAUCUGGCCGGAUACCUCGAGAAGAUCGUCCCGGUCCUUCUCAAGGGGAUGAUCUACUCGGAAGAGGACCUGCUGAUCCUCGACAAUGACGAGGAGGACGAGGCCGUGCCGGACCGACAACAGGACAUCAAGCCCCGCUUCUAUGGGGCCAAGGAUGCCCGCACCCACACCGACGACUCCGCCGCCGCCUCUCCUUCCACAACCCACCCAGCCUCAAAUAUCGAUCCCAAUCAGUCCGACGAUCGGCAGAACGGCGCCGCAACCGGUGAGGACGACAACGAGGAGAGCGAGCUCGACGAGGACGGCGACUCGGAUGAAGACGAUAUCUAUGCCGAAUGGAACCUUAGGAAAUGUAGCGCAGCCGCCCUCGACGUCAUCGCGGUUAACUUUGAAAAUAGUCUCCUGGAAUAUCUCUUACCGAUCUUGAAAGAAUACCUCUUUCAACCCAAGUGGGAACACAAAGAAGCUGCCAUCCUAGCAUUAGGAGCCAUAGCCGAAGGUUGUUUGACUGGUAUGGAGCCGCAUCUUUCGACCUUGAUUCCAAUCCUGUUGGACUGUUUGAAGGAUCGGAAAGCGUUGGUUAGGUCGAUCACUUGCUGGACUUUGGGCCGAUAUUCUAGCUGGAUAAUCUCACCUGGAUCGACAACUGCCGAACAUAAACAGGCCGUUUUCUUGCCAGUCAUGGAAGGCAACAAAAGAGUUCAAGAGGCAGGUUGCAGUGCGUUUGCGACACUAGAAGAAGAAGCGGGAGAAGAACUCGAGCCAUAUCUGCUACCGAUCCUGAGCAGUUUAGUGACGGCGUUCCGAAAGUACCAACACAAGAACCUCUUAAUCCUAUAUGAUGCGUUAGGGACGCUAGCGGAUUCGGUAGGGAGUUCGUUAGCGAAGCCGGAGCUGUUGCAAGUAUUGAUGCCGUCGCUGAUCGAGCGAUGGCAGAAGCUGGCGGACGAUGAGCAAGACUUGAUUCCACUGUUGGAGUGUCUCUCGUCGGUGGUGAUUGCGAUUGGGCCGGCGUUCGGGCCCUAUGCGCCGGCGGUCUUCGAACGCUGUGUGCGGUUGGUGGCCAACAACUUAGAGGUGUAUGCGCUCAGUGCAAAGCAUCCGGGCGAAUACGAGCCCCCAGACAAGACCUUCCUAAUCGUCGCCCUCGAUCUUCUCAGUGGACUCACUCAGGGUCUAGCACAGGGGAUGAAUGCGAUGUCAAAUCCGACCAACAACCCUUCCAAUCGACAUGCACUCCCCCCGAUCUUGUCCCUCCUCGGCUCCUGUCUCUCCGCCGAGUUCCCUGAACCUUCCGUCCGUCAAUCCGCUUUCGCCCUCGUCGGCGAUUGCGCUAUCUCUUGUUACCCCCUCCUCGAAUCCUAUCUCCCCCAGUUCAUGCCUCAGAUCAUUCGUCAGAUCGACGCCGAAGCUCCCAUCACUCUUACCUCCGUUUGUAAUAAUGCCGCUUGGGCUGCUGGUGAAAUCUCGAUCAAAGCUGGAGAAAAGAUGGCGGGCUUCAUCGAGCCUUUGUUGAGCCGCUUAGUGCCGAUCUUGAAUUCGACCCGGGUCGCCCGGAGUUUGACGGAGAAUGCGGCGGUGACGAUCGGCCGAUUGUCGUUGUCUUGUCCCCACCUCAUUGCGCCUCAUCUCGAUCAAUUCAUUCGUCAAUGGUGUCAAGCAUUGGCGGAAAUCAAAGAUAAUGAUGAGAAGGAUUCGGCGUUUCGAGGGAUGUGUCUGGCCAUUGAAAUUUAUCCUCAUGGACUUAUCCGAGGCGUUUCGGCUUCUGGCUCAACGCCGUCGGCAGAUGGAGCAGACCGUCUACCGAACCUCAGUCUCAAAUUCAAAUCCUUGUUGCAUGCGUUCAAGAACGCGAUGGGCGAGAAUCAGUGGGCCGUCACUUUGGCCGCUCUCACCCCCCAAACCGCCCAACGUCUUCAAGUCGCUUAUCAAGUCUAA
This is a messenger RNA of Puccinia graminis f. sp. tritici CRL 75-36-700-3, 2907 nucleotides long. RefSeq lists its product as uncharacterized. NCBI's taxonomy places the organism in Eukaryota, Fungi, Basidiomycota, Pucciniomycetes, Pucciniales, Pucciniaceae. Bases 1 to 2907 code for a protein of 968 amino acids. Gene Ontology annotation, molecular function: nuclear import signal receptor activity; small GTPase binding. Gene Ontology annotation, biological process: protein import into nucleus. The transcript has 9 exons. Gene Ontology annotation, cellular component: nucleus; cytoplasm. The record is from RefSeq and is a predicted model, not a curated record.